AUGCUGCAACCGCAAGCAAAUGAAACCGCCGCAGCAUCAGUUGCUGUUAAGCUCCCCGAAUUCUGGAAAAAUGAUCCUGCUAUGUGGUUCGCCCAAGCCGAGGCGCAGUUCGUCCUGGCGGGAGUAACUCGCGACGCAACCAAGUUCUACCAUAUAAUCGCCAAAGUGGACCAGAGUGUCUUGUGUCAUAUUUCCGAUUUGGUUGCGAACCCUCCCGAAAACGAUAAAUAUAUGUCCAUUAAAGCCAGACUACUAAGCCGUUUCGAGAUGUCGGCACAAGCCAAAAUGGAGAAAUUGUUGAAUUCUUGCGAUUUAGGAGAUAUGAAACCUACACACCUCCUCGCUCGGAUGCAGGAUCUAACAGCAGGACUCAAGGUCGACGACGGAUUAAUGAAAAUGUUGUUCCUACAAAGACUUCCUGGAAGCGUUAAAGCGGUACUGACAAUCCACGACGGCACAUUGUCUAAAUUAGCCGAAAUGGCAGAUAAGAUGGUAGAUACUACUUCCACGCAUGUAGCAGCUGUUGCACCGCCGCCGUCAUCUCAAAUAGGUGACAUCGACGGUCAAAUCGCUCAUCUCACCGCAGAGAUCCGGAAGUUGAAGGAGUUUACCAGAAGCAAACACGAAAGAAAUCGUUCAUCGUCACGCACGCGGCCAGAUACGGACGACGAAACAGUAUGCUGGUACCACAGGAAAUAUGGUGUCCAGGUGGGCACGAGCACCGAAAGCCGCCGUUUGUCCAUUUUGGACAGGACACACAGCAUCCGUUUUCUAAUCGAUACGGGUUCAGACGUUUCAAUUCUGCCCGCCACCAGAAAAGACAAAACCAAACCACCGAUUCCUUUCAUCCUGCACGCUGCAAACAGUACGAAUAUCAAAACUUUCGACAAACGCUUCCUGUACGUGGAUCUCGGACUUCGCAGACGAUUUUCCUGGUUGCAGACGUGA
Messenger RNA from Malaya genurostris, 948 nucleotides. RefSeq lists its product as uncharacterized. The record is from RefSeq and is a predicted model, not a curated record. Gene Ontology annotation, molecular function: aspartic-type endopeptidase activity. The transcript is spliced from 2 exons. The coding region runs from base 1 to 948 and encodes 315 amino acids. Gene Ontology annotation, biological process: proteolysis. Lineage: Eukaryota; Metazoa; Arthropoda; Insecta; Diptera; Culicidae.